AUGAGUUACGAAGAAAAGCAAACGCAAUGUACAGAAAUUGAUAAAAGAGAAUUUACUUUACAAGUUUUCCAAUGUGUGACAUAUAUAAUACAUAAAAGUCCGGUUUUACAAGAAUUAUUUUUGAAAUGGAGUGCUCUUUCAUCAAGAGAAAAAUUUUUAUUAAACUAUAUAGCAUUUUAUAUUAUUGAUUCGGCACAAAGUGAUUUGUACGCUCCAAUUAUUCAAGGUUUCCAUUAUUGGAAUAAUAUUCAAGAUACUGAAGGAGCAUGUGGUUUUGAUGGUAAUCCUUUAGAAUUUAAAUUUGGUCUCGAUGAAGAAAAGAGAAUUUUUCAAAUAAUAGUGGAUAUCGAUCAUGUCAUUAGUAACAUUCUUUUGAGACCUAUACUAUGUAAAGAAAUACAGAAAUCAUGUUCCAAAAAUGUACAUCCCCUAAUGGAAACGGGUAUCAAAGGAUAA
Messenger RNA from Psylliodes chrysocephalus, 456 nucleotides. NCBI's taxonomy places the organism in Eukaryota, Metazoa, Arthropoda, Insecta, Coleoptera, Chrysomelidae. The record is from the annotation of a GenBank genome assembly.